Molecule: messenger RNA, 4037 nt
Organism: Rhipicephalus sanguineus (brown dog tick)
Lineage: Eukaryota; Metazoa; Arthropoda; Arachnida; Ixodida; Ixodidae
Gene: Rnb
Product: armadillo repeat-containing protein 5
Exons: 7
Coding region: 102-3227 (1041 amino acids)
Biological process (GO): anatomical structure morphogenesis
Cellular component (GO): cytosol
Molecular function (GO): protein binding
Source: RefSeq, a predicted model, not a curated record
UCGUAACAUUGGGUUGUCUCGAUUGGGGCAGGUCGUCGUCAUAAAUAAUUUCGCGAAAUAGGGGAUAAUGAUACGGAGUAGCUGAAAUACUCGGUGUUAUUAUGAGCUUAAAGAGUCUUCUAAGCGAUCUUGUUGCGAAGGUUACCUCGGGUUCAUUCUCUACCUCAUUCAAUGCGCUUGUUGAAGUGUCCAAGCACUGCCGGAAGGACUCCGCAGCUGUUUGUGAAUUCUGCGCUCUCGGAGGAAUAUCGGCCCUCCUCGGGCUCCUGGAAAAGCCUAAAUACUCGGAUAUAUGUCUUAGCAUACUCGCCAACUGCUGCUUAGUUGAUAAAGCACGCGAAGAGGUCAUCAGGCGAGGUGGCUGUCGGAGUAUUGCGAGAAUCUUGUCAUGCAUCGAAAAAGAGAGCGUCCGGAACCGAGCUUGCCGGGGACUCGCCAAUGUAGCGAUGACGAGUCGAGGGGCCAAAGAGAUUCACAGCUGCAAGGCUGUCGAGCACAUAGUCACAUUCCUCACCUCACCGACGUCAUGCGAAAGUCAAGUUACAGCGCUGCGCGCAGUAAGAAUCCUCGCCAACACUCCCGAAUGCCGCGAGGACUUGGUUACCUGCAAAGCUCCUGCGGCUGUCGUGAAAUUCCUGCAGACUGAGGCCCUCCAGAAGCACGCUGUUCAGGCGCUGGCAUCGUUGACGCAGUCCUGUAGCUUGGAAUGUGCAUUGCAGAUUAAAGAGGCUGAUGGAUUCAAGAUACUAGAGGAACUUCUGCAAGCAUCGGACAGUGCAGUGCUGGAGUCUGCCUUUGCAACUCUUGCCAACCUUUCUGUGGUGGGUGAUGUUCGGCCAGACCUUGGUGCUGCUCAGGCUAUCUCUGCCCUCAUAAAGCAGCUCACCGAUUACAAUCUGGCAAAACCAAGUUAUGGAACACUUUUUUCGUCCCUGUGUCGCUACAGCCAGGAAUCCGUCAACAGGGUCCGUAUCCGGGAAUCUGGAGGCCUCCCGCUGCUGGUGCAGGCACUGUCGGACCAAAGCAAGAAAGAACUGUGGUCUUGUUGCGUCUGCGCAAUCCUUCAGUUUCGUUACGACGAGCCUAGCCUCGCAGUACUUUGGAGCCUGGACCUUGUUCCCACACUUCUGGUAUACAUCAGAGACUACACCAAAGAUCACAAGGAAGAUCAGCAUUCCGUGGAUUCCUCACCAAAUGGAAUGGAGGACCAAAAUACAAUGGCAGCAUUGGGAGAAGCCAAUGGCAUUGAUGAUGGCUGUUUAGAACUAAAGACAGUGGGGGCAGGAGCUUCAGGUGUAAAGGACGAAGACAUCGCAAGUAAUAUUACUGGGAACAAAAGCCAUAGUAGUCGCCACGUUGUUCCACAGGUUUCCACUUUGGACAUUGGUGACGAAUCUGUGGACCAGGAGAACGAGUGUGAAGUGUCAGAAGCCAAGAGUGAAGCCACAGAUUACGAUGAUAUUACUGAGCAAGCCCUAAACGAGGAAGUUUCUUCGGAGUUGAGCAAGUAUGCCAGUAAGAACACCUUUUGCAUUCACAGUCCAAGUUACCGAGAGAUUGAGAGCCAGAAUUCUGGACCAGACAUUGGAGGUUACUGCCCGGACUUGGGCUACCACAGCAACCCCGUGUCGCCCGACCAGGCCAGGCGUCCGGUGUCGCCACUUCCCGGAGCUUGGAGCCCAAGAUCUACCGACAGCGGGUUGUGGUCACCGUGUAGCACUCCACGUUGUGACUCGCCGGUGUCGGUAGCGUCGCCCGAGCCUUUCCGUAGCUUCUCUCCCAUCUGUUCCGAAAACGACAGCGACUCGGAGCAACCCAUUCCCUUUUACGUAAAGAACAUGGUGGAGUCGGUCUGUAGGGACACGCCAAAAAAGAAGGAGUUCAUCAAGCGAAAGCGCUCCUCGCUGUGCGACGACCAACCCACAAAAGCGUCUGGCCACGCUAGAGGUGCAGAGGACGACUCCCCUCCUAGCCGCGCCAAGCGAAGGCGCCGACGAACCCUGUCGGAAUCCGUCACGCCCGCCUACAAGGACCCUCAGGAGAUGCUUCUCGAUGGAAUGUUUAAGAUCCUGACGGUGUUUACCCUGCUAGAACUGCCGGAAUACAAGUUGGGGGCGACAGGUCUCUUUGACGGUUUGGUGCGUUACUUGUAUGACGUCCCGAGUCCCUUGCAAAGGGCCAGCCAGAUCAUGUCGAAGAUAACGUCUGACUUGCACUCUUUUGAGGAGAUAGUGUGCAGAGGAGAGGUACUGAAACUGAUAGAAAGCAUGGUGGCGUGCGGUUUGAAGGGAUGCAAGCACUGUCGACAGUUUCGAGACCUCGGCAGGCACUGGUUAUCUAAUCUCAUUCUCGUGGCAGAGUCCGGCUAUGGGAGCGGUGUGCUGGCGCACUGUUUGCUGACGCAGGGCAAGGAGAUUCAGAACUGGUGCUGUCUCACCAUACCUUACAUUGUCCGUGACAAGUCCAUUCUACGUCAGCUGCUGUUUGAUUGCUUAGCGUUGGAUGCGCUGCUAGACCUCCUAGAAGAAGGCAAAAAUGCAAUGGGCAGAACCUUUCGCCAGGCCGUCGACAGUCUCACCGCUUUGUGCACGUCGAUAUCGGAAAAACGAAGCCCGCUCAGAACCGCUUCGCAAGGCGCGUCCGGUGCGAACGACGCCUGUCGCCUUGAAGCGUUUACGAUGGACGUGCAACUGCAAGUCGACGACGGCAGCAAGGUGACUGGCAACAGGCACCGGUUGAGCGAGGCAAACGACUACUUCAGGACGAUGCUCGAUGGACACUUUGUUGAGAAGGACCAGGAGGUCGUCGCGUUCCGCAGCGCCCACGGGAAGCCGCUGAGUGUCGUGAUCCACUUCCUCCACGGUUGCGACUUUCAGACGUGCGCGUUUAUGAGCAGCGAGCUGUCGGUCAACGUGCAGCUGGACGUUUUGGGUCUCUGCGACCUCAUGUUGCUCCCCAGUUUGCAGAGAGAGAUUGAGAUCAGGGUGAGGCAGAACCUCAAACUGGAAAGUGCGUGCGAUGUGUACGGCCGGGCUCUGGAGCUUGGCAUGACUGGCUUUCGCAAGGCUGCACUGUGGUUCGUGUUGACAGAGAAAACGGACUCUGAACGCCAGUGUGAGUGUCUGUGCGAGCUGGUCAGUGGGAAGCAUGGAGGACAAGUUUUGGACGACAUUGCCAGUUUGGUCCGUCAAAACGUGUACGUUAACGACAGUACCAGUACCACAUAAUCAGGCCUGUUUAGGUUUUUUUUUCUUGUAUAUAGACACUGUAUAUAAAGUUUGUAUGCCGCAUGCAAAGUAAACAUUGAAAGUAAGUUGAAGGAAAACUAUUGAGAAGGGUAGAAUAGUAGUUUAACAGAAUUUCUUGACAAGGUCAUCAGCUUGGUUCAUUUGAACCUAAACCACGGUGGUUUGAGUGUUGUUGAAAUGGGUGCUUAUCUGAGUGUGUUAAUGGUGUGUACAGCUGCGUCUCCCAUGUACAAAGUGGAUAUUAAAGUGCAGGACGAAGAAAAAUGAUUGAGCACUUAUUUCCAGAUUCCAGAUAGUAUUCACAUACCACAGUAGUAAUGGCUAGUGAACGAUUGUGAACUGCUCACAAUUAGGAAAAGGGCAACACGAAAGAAGACACAAAACAGAUUGAUCUGUUUUGUGUCAUCUUUCAUGUUAUCCUUUUCCUAAUUGUGUGCAGUUCACAGACAUUUCCUAGAACGCACCAACUAAUCCCUCAAGACGCUCUGAUUAGUAAUGGCUACUUGAUAGCAGACACUGCCACUGCCAAUAGUAGCUCGAGUACGUGAGUAAGUUGGUGAAUAAACUUCCAGAAGUUUGAGUAGUAAAUCAGCACUAGCUAAAAGCAAAUCAUUUGCACUCGCACUCCCUUUUUUUUCUUUGCUACAAAAAUGCGGGAAUAAGUUACCAGAGCUGUCUAUAUGCAUGCCUUGCUUAAAAAAAAGAAGAAAUUUCCACAUAAUAUGGCAAUAAUGCAGAAUCUUCCACGCUAUAGGAAAAUAAGGACUGAAGUUAACAGUUAACGAAAAA